AUGGGCAACGCGAAUUGUAAAACGCAAACAGUGGAUAAUGUUGAUGUAAACAACAAUGACAGUGUGGAAAGGACGACAACGUCGUCUGUCCUCGAUUGGGAUAUCGCAAUGUUCGAGAAGACGUUUGAUGAACUUUCCUCACGCUUUGAAGAGAUCAUUGAAAACAACCAGAACUUAAAGUCAGCCGUGGGAUGUUCUUUCUUCGCAAAGCGUAAGACCUUCGCCGUAACCGAAAUUGAGGAAAUUCGCCAAAUUUUUAUCGAAAUGAUGGUUAGGAUAAAAGACAUCGUUGGAGAAAACAAUGAAUUAUAUUCGAUGGUGUUCCCCAACGAUGACCACCAUUCUAGCCAUAUCGGAAAGAUGGAGUGCGUCCGCCAAGAAAACAAUCGUCUAUCUCUCACAAUAUCUGAGUUGGAAAGUCGCUGUAAUGCUCUUAAUGAGGAGAUAGCAAAGUUGGAUGAACUGAACACCAAUCAGCGAGACAAACUAACUGUUCUCAAUGAGGAGAUACAAAAGUUGAAUGAACUGAACACCACUCAACAAGACAAACUAUCUGACGUUGAAAGUGAGCUGCGGUACAUGGGAGAUAAAGCCGAUGACCUCGAUAAAGACAAAUUCGAACUGCAAUUAAAGCUUGAGGAUGCAACAAAAAUGUUGAGUGAUAAGAAAUCCGAAAUAAGAGCGUCAAACAUUAGUUACAAAACAGAACUCAGAGAGAUGAAAAAGAUUGUCGAAGAACUAGAAAACAAAGUAGAGAUAUCCGAAAAAGAGGUAGUGUGUUUGACAGAACAACUUAACAACCAGGAAGCAUUUUCACGCAACACAGAGCAGCAUCUUUUAACCACACAGUCAUCACUGAGUGUGUUCGCAGGACAGCAAACCACAAUGGCUUCCACUGUACCUGGAAAUUACCAACACUUUCAGCAGCAACAAUUUGCCUCCCAACAAGUGUCUUAUCAGUUCAAAAACACCGUGAAUCAAAUGAAUUCCGUGCAGCAAUCCGUUGUCGUAGCAACAUCAGAAAUACGUCAGAUCUCGCAGCUAGUCACAACCCAAGAACAGUUGGAAUUUCAUUCUCAGUAUGCCAUUGCAGAUAGUCCAUUUUCUGUGCCCGCUGAUGUGCAAACUACCGAUCUCAGUGCACUCAUUAAUAAACUACUGAACGCAGAUAAAAAUGAAGAUGAUAUUUGUCACGUUAAUUUUGACUUCCUCAUUAAUGGGGAAUUUCUCCGAGUUCCACUUGGCAAGCACAUGGAAGAGAGCAGUUUUUCAACGGAGACUGUUGUGGAUAUUGAAUAUUUAGAAAAAUUUGCAGCUCCUAAACCUGUAGGUAGUAUUGUUCAUGACGAUUGGGUCAGUAGUUUACAAGGAUGUCAGGAUUGCAUUGUAAGCGGUUCAUAUGACAAAUCUGUCAGAGUUUGGACUGUAGAUGGUAAAAAUAUCAUAACAAUGUCACACCACACAGAACCAGUCAAAGCAGUAGCUUGGAUAAAAAAAGGUGAUCCUGUCAGUUAUAUUGUGAGUGGAUCACAUGACCAAACACUCCUUAUUUGGGAGUGGAAUUCAGAAACCAAGAAAGCUGAAUGUCUUUGUAGUUGUAGAGGGCAUGCAAGAAGUGUGGAUUGUGUGGCAGUAGAUUCUACACGAACGAAAUUCUGUAGUGGGUCUUUUGACAAGAUGCUGAAAAUCUGGUCAACAAGCACAGAAGACAUGGAAAGAGACAUUGAUGAGACAGAUAAAUCCAGGAAAAAACAAAAAACAGAUAACAGAAAACCAGUUGUUCGGACUCCUCUGAUGACACUAGAAGGUCACAAGGAAGCCAUAUCAUCAGUUUUAUGGUCUGAUGUCAAAGAAGUCUGCACUGCAUCAUGGGAUCAUACACUGAAAUUAUGGGAUGUUGAGGAAGGUGUUCAUAAACAAACACUGACUGGUAACAAGGCAUUUCUAAGCAUAUCGUUUUCACCGUUGUCCAAUUUACUGGCUUCAGGCAGUGUCGAUAGGCAUGUCAGAUUAUGGGAUCCAAGAACACAAGAUGGUGCAGUCGUAAAGCAUUCCUUAACAAAUCAUUCUGGUUGGGUGACUUCCGUGUGCUGGUCACCUGAUAGUCAGUAUCAACUGAUAUCAGGGUCGUAUGACAAGACUUUGAAAUUGUGGGAUACAAGAAGUCCCAGGGCACCACUUUAUAAUAUGUCAGGAUUGGACGAUAGAGUACUUUCUGUUGAUUGGUCAAUACCAGAGGUAUUGCUGUGUGGUGGUGUUGAUAACUGUAUUCAUGCAUUCCAAGCGUCUAGCAUUGAACCACUCAAAGAAUAAUGAAACUUUUCUAAUUGUGUUAUUUAAAUAUAUAAAAAAUAAAUGCGAUUUUAUUUAACAUCUA
Molecule: messenger RNA, 2377 nt
Organism: Saccoglossus kowalevskii
Lineage: Eukaryota; Metazoa; Hemichordata; Enteropneusta; Harrimaniidae
Product: ribosome biogenesis protein WDR12-like
Biological process (GO): maturation of LSU-rRNA from tricistronic rRNA transcript (SSU-rRNA, 5.8S rRNA, LSU-rRNA); ribosome biogenesis; maturation of 5.8S rRNA from tricistronic rRNA transcript (SSU-rRNA, 5.8S rRNA, LSU-rRNA)
Cellular component (GO): preribosome, large subunit precursor; PeBoW complex
Molecular function (GO): protein binding
Source: RefSeq, a predicted model, not a curated record